Messenger RNA from Hipposideros armiger (great roundleaf bat), 416 nucleotides. RefSeq names its product angiopoietin like 8 (gene ANGPTL8). Lineage: Eukaryota; Metazoa; Chordata; Mammalia; Chiroptera; Hipposideridae. Gene Ontology annotation, biological process: triglyceride homeostasis; regulation of lipid metabolic process. Gene Ontology annotation, cellular component: extracellular region. The record is from RefSeq and is a predicted model, not a curated record. The annotation marks the transcript as partial. The transcript has 2 exons.
CAGUCAUAACCAUGAUCGUGCUGUGUCUGCUGUGUGCCGUGGCAACGGUGGUCUGGCCUGCCUCUGCGGCCCCCGUGGGCAACCUGGAGCCAGCGCAGAAUGAGGAGCUGACCCUGCUCUUCCACGGGGCCCUGCAGCUUGGCCAGGCCCUCAAUAGCGUAUACAGGGCCACAGAGGCACAGCUGAUAGAGGCCAGGCACAGCCUAGGCAUCUACGGCCAUGCACUGGGGCUACUGGGGCAAGACGUCAGCCAGGGCUGGGAUGCAGCCCAGGAGCUACGAAAAAGCUUGUUGGACAUACAGACAGAAGAAGAUGCUCUAAAGAUGCGGGCAGAAGCCAUGGCCCAUACGCUGAAGGAGGUGGCCCAGGGACAGCAGGUGCUGCAGGACAGCAUGCGGCAGCUAGAAGUCCGGCUG